GUCCGGCGCGAAAUUGCCCAGGCGGGGACCUUUCAUGCGCUUUGCAAAUAUAUAUAUAUAUUAUAUUUUUGUUUCGUUUCUCUUCGCGCUUUGCAAUUAAACGCAAUGCUGUUUGCCAAAACAGAAGCUUCUCCGGCACUGGCGACGAGGUUUGGGCAGAGCGUUGGCUGCUGAAGGAGGGAGUUUGGUGCGGGAAACGCGAGCAGCAACUCACCUGAGCGCAGGUGUGCAAAAGUAGUUCUGCAGCUGCUAAGCGCCUGAGUUGUUCAGCCAACAAUCCGGAGUCCUGCUGCCCAUUUCUCACCAGAUGUCCAGGAACUCCAACAUCUAGCACAGUCCUUGUUAAUCUGGGCGACGACCAGGCCGGGAAGUUCCUUCAUCUGCCCCGGACUGCAAUGGGCCGAAAAAAGAUACAGAUUAGCCGAAUCGUGGACCAACGAAACAGGCAGGUCACCUUCACCAAGAGGAAGUUCGGGCUGAUGAAAAAGGCCUACGAGUUGAGCGUCCUUUGCGACUGUGAGAUCGCCCUGAUCAUUUUCAACAGCACCAACCGGCUCUUCCAGUACGCCAGCACAGACAUGGACAAGGUUCUCUUGAAGUAUACGGAGUACAGCGAGCCCCACGAGAGCCGAACCAACUCGGAUAUUCUGGAGACCCUGAAACGAAAAGGCUUGGGCUUUGAAGGUGCAGAAAUGGAUCUUGUAGAAGCUUUGGACCCAGCUGAGAAACUGAGGCAGCUUGAUGAAGGAAUGGACCUUAGAUUAGCCCGGCCAAAACUUAGUUCGGCUGCUUCCCUGUCUAGCCUUGAGGGGGCAUCCAUGGGAACUCCCCCCUCCGGAGGAGAGAGUGGGGCAAGCAAUUCAGGUGAAUCUCCUGUUCAACAGAGCCAUCUCCAGCAGUUCAAGCCAACUGUUCCCAAGCCAGCCUUCCCUUCAGUGCGGUCCCCAGCAACCCUUGGACCAGGUAUCGGGUACUCGAUCUUCUCCCAUAGCAACCUCAGCCGUGUGUUGUCGAGCAAAACGCCUCCUCCGCUCUAUCUGGGGGCUGACUCCCGUCGGGUGGAAGGACAGCUUUCUGCAAGCAGGAACAAUCUAGCAUCCACUCGCCCACUGUAUCCUGGGCUUCAGAGUCCUGUAUUGCCCGCUGGAGGUCUCCCUGGACGUGGACUACCAGGAUACCCCUUCCUCUCUUCCACCCCAUCAGAAUAUACUUUGGGGGAAAGCACGCCACACUCCUUCGGCUUCCAAGGAAACACCACGGCGGCUUGGCAACACCGAGAAUAUUCAAUGCCGGGAACAGCAAGUCGGAUUUGUGACCAGGCGUCUCUCGUUCCCGCCUCCCCUUCCUUGCACACCCAAAUCAGUGUGAAGUCGGAGCGAGCCUCCCCCACAGCCAGCUGUUCCUCGGCUAUCCCCCAGCUCUCCACAUACAUGCGUUCCAACCUCUGCAAUGUCCCCACGGACCUCCCUGCCUCUCAGGAAGAUUAUAUCAAGGGUUAUCAUUACUCGUUUCUGCUUUCCCGGCCUCCGUCGGAAGAAGCGAAGCAGCCCAACAUCCCCUCCCAUCGCCUGCCGGUGUCUGCCGCAGAGGAGUGGCAGAAGUAACCAGCUUGUGCUCAGUGGAGGUGGCUGUAUUGUAGGCGUGCGCGUAAGAGGGGAGGAGUGAAUGCCAAUCACCUGCGUUCACCUAUCAAUCAUAAUAGGGCCAAAGUAGAAAAAUGACAGAUUGCAGAAUCGUGUGUGCAGGGAAAGCCUCCCCAGGGAAGGAAAAAUUCAGUUCGUAGAACAGAGAACAGGUUAUUGGCAGCAGAUUGGAAAGUCCUCAACUUACAACCAUUCAUUUACAGGUAGUCCUCGACUUGCAACCAUGCAUUUAGCAACGCUCUGAAAGAAGUGACUUAUGACGGAUCCUCGCUCAGGGGUGGCAUUCAAAAAUUUUAGCAACCGGUUCUCUGCCCGAUUGCUGGGUGAGCCUGGCCAUGGUGGGCCUAGCCUAUUCUGCUUCCUGCACCACCUGGGGGGCAUUUUCACCCUCCCCAGGCUCCAGAGGCUUUCCUUGAGCCUCCGGAAAGACAA
Messenger RNA from Thamnophis elegans (Western terrestrial garter snake), 2075 nucleotides. It is a transcript of the gene MEF2B, whose product is annotated as myocyte enhancer factor 2B. Lineage: Eukaryota; Metazoa; Chordata; Lepidosauria; Squamata; Natricidae. The coding region runs from base 396 to 1604 and encodes 402 amino acids. Gene Ontology annotation, biological process: positive regulation of transcription by RNA polymerase II. The transcript is spliced from 10 exons. The record is from RefSeq and is a predicted model, not a curated record. Gene Ontology annotation, molecular function: RNA polymerase II cis-regulatory region sequence-specific DNA binding; protein dimerization activity; DNA-binding transcription factor activity, RNA polymerase II-specific.